Bipolaris oryzae ATCC 44560 is the source of this 1389-nucleotide messenger RNA. RefSeq lists its product as uncharacterized. The coding region runs from base 1 to 1389 and encodes 462 amino acids. The record is from RefSeq and is a predicted model, not a curated record. The transcript is spliced from 3 exons. NCBI's taxonomy places the organism in Eukaryota, Fungi, Ascomycota, Dothideomycetes, Pleosporales, Pleosporaceae.
AUGAAGUUGGUCCAGUUUGUCACCCUCUUCGGAGGUGCUGCACUUGCAGUCCAGCCUCUUGUAGCUCCUUAUGGCCAGCGUGCCCUGAACGAUACCCAAUCCACGGUUAUCAUGGGCACGUCCACGCACCUGGUCUCCGAGAUCUGCACUGAUGUUGCGAGAUGCCCUCCUUAUACCACCGAGGUCCAGACUUCUGUCAUUCACGUCACCGACACGACCACCGUCUGCCUUCUUUCUUCGACGCCUUCGGGAUAUGUACCUCCGGCUUCUGCUACUACAACUCUGUCAGUUACCAGCUCGGUAUAUCCCACUGAAUCUGGGGUCUCGGUCAGCAUUAUACCAGGCUCUCACAUCUCUGUGUAUUCGAGUGUCAAUAUCUCUCCACAGACCAGCGCCUUGACUACCGAGGUCACUUCCUCAAGCAUUUACGUGUCGCCGUCUGUUACACUUUCUCAGCUGUCCGUGUCAGUCAGCCACGUUCCCACCCCAAAGCCGAGUGCAUCAGCCUCAUACACAGUCACAAGCACUCCGGUGGUAAGCAUAUCCAGCGCGACUUCGUCGGUCUCAAUCACCAACACUGUUGGUAUCUCAUACCCGCUAUCUUCGGUAGGUUCGAGCUCUACUGGCUAUUCAAGUGCGCCCAUCUCGCCUCCUGCCGUCUCGGUAGUCCCUUCGUACGCAGACUCUAGCUCAGUUGCUACUUAUAGUUCGUCGGUGGUCUCUCACUCAUAUCCUGGCCCCAACACUUCAAGCAGCUUGGCAGGUACCUCGACUGAUUUCGUCCUGGUUCCUACCUAUGUCUUCGAUACUACUUCAACGCCAGGCUACGUUCUGUCUUAUACAGCCACGCCAUCGAGCAGCCAUACCAACACACUGUCUACUUCUUCUAUAUCAUCAUACCCAGGAGCUAGCUUUGCAGGUUCAUCUUCGGAAGGGUACGUUGUUUCGCCAGGCAGCACCUUUGUGCCAAUUUCUUCCACAGUUCUUUCACCGACUUGGCCAUCCUCGAGCGGGUACACGAUACCAUCUGGCUCUCCCAGCUUUUGGUCGCCAACAUACCUGAGCUCUGCCGUACACGAGAGCACGAAUGUGAUUACCAGCUAUCAUGUGCAUCUGUCCACAUCCUAUAUUACUACAUCGACUUCUGGUAGUCCCGGAAACCACACCGAGACCAGCGCUCAGACUGUGCCUACAUAUCUUCCAUCGGGCGUCUCUUCAGGUCCUUCUGGAUCUGGGUACCCAUACCCCUACGCCAGCGCAAACGGAUCGGUUGUUGGUCCAUCACCCAGUUACAUGGAGGUUCCGUUCAACACAGGCCACCGCAUUGGCGCUGGGAGAUGGUGUGGUGCAGUCGUUGUCCUGGUUCUCAGCCUUGCCAGCUGGGCAUAG